Cuscuta epithymum is the source of this 1070-nucleotide messenger RNA. NCBI's taxonomy places the organism in Eukaryota, Viridiplantae, Streptophyta, Magnoliopsida, Solanales, Convolvulaceae. The record is from the annotation of a GenBank genome assembly.
GAGAAGCUUCCCUCUGCUUCCACAACUUCUCACCAGAGCUGGCGAUAGACUUUUCGGCAAUCCAUUCUUCUGUAAUCAGUUCUGUGGCUGCUUGCAUCUGAUUUUAUUGACUCGUUAACUGUUCCCUAUUAAAGUUCUCAAGAUCUGGAAAAUUGGAUACAUCUUGUUGGUGAAUGAAUAAAUGGAUAAGACGACAAUGCAAUCAAACCAUAGCCUUUUAAAUAGAGUCAGAUGUGCACAUUGUGCUGGUCCUCUCUCCAAUGAGAUGGAGACUAGCCAGUGGACAGUUGCACCGCUUAUAAGAGACAGCUUUUCUAUGAUUGGUUCUGCUGUGGGUGGCACUGCAAGUGCAUUUUAUGGCUUCAACCAUGUGAUGCCUAUUGUUCGAAAGUGGAUUAAAGGUCCCAUGUGGUUACAUUUCCUCGUUGGGGCUCCGCCUGUUAUUGUUUUCUCAUCAGCAUGUGCAGGAUUGGCAGGUGGUGCCGUUCCAGCAGUCGCACAACUUGCAUCAUCUUCUUACCAUGCUGUCAUGUCAUCAUCAUCUUCUUCUUCCUCAUUACAGUCUACCUGCUCGGCAGUGCAAGACCAGAAGAAGAUUAGCAAGGCCCCAUCACCCUCUACACUAAAGCACUGAUAUAUAUUUAAACCACAUGACUUCUUGGUGCACCCUUCGCCCACAGGCUUAUCUUCACUUCAUGGUGGAUAAGAUAUCUCCUGCCCCAUUCAGGUGGACCAAACUCAUUGGACGCAAUUUCUACCAUACUAAAUUUGCCGUGAGUUGUGUUUACAUUAGUAUUGGCAUUUAGCUGGUUUGAGAUGAAGAAUUCAGGACACGAUUUAUACCUAUAUUAUUCAUGAGAUAUGUCUAUAUGUAGGCUGUAGCUAUAGGAUACUGCAGAUUUUAAGCUGCGUUUAUGAUUUAACAGCAACGUAUAUUCUUUCUUUUGUCUCCGAGUGGAGCUCAAAGUGUCUUCACUGAUGUCAGCUUACAGCUCUUCUGGAAGGUUCAAUUGGUCAUACUGGGAUAAUUUCAUGCUCUUUUGCACUAAAAGCAUAAUAUUACUCUAUCC